Messenger RNA from Camelina sativa (false flax), 741 nucleotides. RefSeq lists its product as uncharacterized. NCBI's taxonomy places the organism in Eukaryota, Viridiplantae, Streptophyta, Magnoliopsida, Brassicales, Brassicaceae. The record is from RefSeq and is a predicted model, not a curated record.
UAUAUUUACAUUCCUCAAGACAAUCCUGGAGUUGGAAGUUAUUUACAAGUCAUGGAUCAAUUACAAACGGGUCGGUAAAAACGAGGAUCCGCGUGUUUUUCUGGAUCCUUUAUAAUUGUAUUCGGAUGGCUCUUUAUUAUUGAUCACUAAUUGAGAAACGAAACCCUUUUCCAAAUAAUUAUAAACCUAGAUGUUGUUGCGCGACUCACAAUUCUAUGGAUCAAGCGGGGGAGGCGGCAGUUCUUUAUCGUGUUUUUAUUGGAUUAAGAUCAACUCCAGUGGUAAAACCAAUCGCGACCCUAGAGCUGUUUGAUCCGGUGGCUGGUAGGAUAUUACGGCGUUUGGUAUGGCUUUGCGUUGGCUUGGACAGAAGAAGAACCACGAGACUGCUUUCAUUUCGUAAUUGGAUCUCCCUGGACAAUCCGUUAAUCUCAGAAUUGUGUAUUUCUGCUUAUGUUCUAGGACUUAAAACAGACAGAAUAUUGGUGGUGUCUCAUUUGUACCAUGAUCACAAGACUGCUUAAAAGCAGAGGAUGUGUGGGAGAAGAUAUUGGUGAUGUAUUUUUGUUUUAGCUCGGUUUCUGGACCAUUUUUCUCUAUUGUUAAACCGGCAAACUGUAUAUGAAAGUGAUUUCUUUAGAGACUUGCAAAGCCACAAACUUAGUCUUCAUUGUUGUAUGUUUUGUUUGCUGUAUAGUGUGGUUUAACAAGGAUUAUGAUGAGUAACCAUUGUUUUGUUUC